AUGGUGGAUAACAAAGAAGUUUCUGAUGAUAUUCUGAAGUUUAAAGAUGGCGCCGGAUGGGGCUACCGACAUCAGCAAUGCAUCAUAUUAUUUUUCGUAUUAACUAUAGGAUACAGCAUGAGAUCAUGCAUGGGUGUAGCUUUGGUAGCUAUGACUGAUGACAGUAUUGAAAAACUUAACGUCACUGAAUUUAAAGGAGAAAACGCAACAAAAGAAUUUGAAGCUGAGGGAUUCUUUAAUGCAAUAAUGCUAGUUCCACCGUACCCAAAAUUUGGUUGGACAAAAAAAGUGCAAGAAACGAUAAUAGCUUCAUUCUUCUGGGGCUAUAUGCUGCUUCAACUACCAGCGGGACAAUUAGCCCACAGGUUUGGGGCCAAGUAUCUCUUAACUGGAGCUUUGAUAGUGAACUCAGUGAUUUCGAUUUUAUUGCCUACAGCAACAUAUUACGGUGGUUGGUACUGCGCAGUAGUAUGCCGACUUACACAAGGGCUUAGUCAAGCAUGUAUUUUGCCUGGACUCCAUACUACUCUUGGAAAAUGGGCACCUCUUCAUGAAAGAGGAAGAUUAAGUGCAUUCGUCUAUGGAGGUCAAGCUUUAGGAACUGUUUUCGGUCUACCACUGACAGGUUUCAUAUCAGCUUCACCUAUGGGUUGGCCUGGUAUAUUCAGAUUUUACGGUGUAGUAUCUGGACUAAUGGCCGUGCUAGUAUGUUUUUUCGUAUAUGAUACCCCGGCUCAACACUUGAAAAUUUCUGCUGCUGAGAAAGAAUAUAUUGAAAACGACUUAGGUUCCAGUGAAGGUAAAAAGAAAAUGCCGGUACCUUGGCUGAAAAUACUCAGCCAUAGAGGAGUAUGGGCUAUCAUCGUCGCACAUAUUGGUCAAACAUGGGGCCAACUUGUUUUGUAUUCAGAAGUACCAGCAUAUAUGAACAACAUUAUGGGAGUUAACAUUAAAGCGAAUGGAAUGCUGACCGCUUUGCCCUUCUUGAUGAUGUGGUUUUCCAACUUUUUCUUCAGUUGGUUCACUGAUUGGUUGAUUGUAAAUAAUAUAACAAGCGUUACAAAUACUAGAAAAAUUGCAAAUUCUUUAGGUAAUAUUCCAGCUGGCAUUGGCUUGAUAGUUUUGGCGUAUGCACCCAAUGAUAUUUAUGUUGUAGAAACAAUUUUAGUUAUUAUUUGUAUAUUCAAAAUAUCAGCUCACUGCGGAUUCCAGAUAAACCACAUAGAUAUAGCACCGAAUUAUGCGGGGACCAUGAUGAGUAUUAGCAACUUUAUAUCGAAUAUGGGAGCAUCACUAGCUCCAAUAGUAAUUGGAUUUAUACUAACCGAUGUAAGAGAUCAGUAUCUAUGGAGGCAAGUAUUCUUCUUGGCUGCUGGAUUGUACCUCGUCACGAAUCUAGUCUAUGUGAUAUUCGGAACUUCUGAAAAGGCUGAGUGGAACGAUCCACCACAAGAAGGAGAUGUUGAAGAAUCUAAACCGAUGAUGACUGAAAAUAAAAAGUAG
This is a messenger RNA of Arctia plantaginis, 1503 nucleotides long. The record is from the annotation of a GenBank genome assembly. NCBI's taxonomy places the organism in Eukaryota, Metazoa, Arthropoda, Insecta, Lepidoptera, Erebidae.